Asterias rubens (European starfish) is the source of this 3282-nucleotide messenger RNA. RefSeq names its product noelin-like. Gene Ontology annotation, biological process: signal transduction. The record is from RefSeq and is a predicted model, not a curated record. NCBI's taxonomy places the organism in Eukaryota, Metazoa, Echinodermata, Asteroidea, Forcipulatida, Asteriidae. The transcript has 7 exons. The coding region runs from base 125 to 1690 and encodes 521 amino acids.
UGUGUAAUCUUCACAGCAAGUAACCACAAGAGAGCCACACGGCGUUCAACUAAAGCUCACUCGCUACCACCAAUUGAACUACUUGAUCGUCAGAAAGUAUAAAACGAGACCUGCAUUCCCAGAUAUGGCUGAUGGAAAUCCACUCAUGUUUAUGACCGGUGCUGUUAUUCUGUUGCUGAUGCUACCCGCUGUGAUCAUGGCGCAGACGCAACCAUCGGCCGAACCUACCACGUCUGGCUUCGAAGUGACUGGGGAGCGAGGCGGGGACGGUACCUGCCGCUGUACGGUCAAGUCACCCACGCUCGUACUCUGCUCUGACUACGAGACACGGACAACACAUCAGAAGCUGAAAAACAUUAAAAACCAGAUUAACAACUUGACUGCUGACGUCACCAGCCUCUUCGAAAUAGUCAACUUACAGUCGGAGCUCACCAGGACCUUUGAGUCUGAUCUCUCUGACGUCACUACAACCUUUAACCUCAUAGAGGGUGGGCAAUUACUGGUGACCCGUACUGAGAUAGAGGGGAUGCGACGGAAUGUUCGUAACAUGGCGUCUGCUCUGUAUACACUGCGUGAGUGGCAGGGGGUCCGAUCAGACGAGACACAAGUUGGGAGAAUCGAAAUCAUAAUGAGUGAAGUUUCGAACGUCAGUAAAGUAAUAGACGGACUGAUAGAGAUUGAUACCAGCGAGGAUUUGGCUGGUAUGCAGCGUCGAGUCACUGAGUUAUCCAAUCAGUUGAGAACGUGUAAUGCGAAAGAGAGUGAGUCAGUUGGCACGGCAGUCCCAGACACGGAAGACUCUGCUGAAAAGGACCGUCAGAAGGAUCCAGAAUUAUGGCCGAAAACAACCAUACAAAAUAGUUGUGGUAAAUUGGUAUCCAUCUCGGAGCCAUAUACACUGAGAGGGAACCUUGGGAGCAACGGUGCAUGGAUGAGAGAUCCGGUGGUUAGUCCGGACUUUGUCUGUUAUCACAGCUUCACGGAUCCAGUACAAGACAAACAAUUUAGCGUCAGUAUCAACGUGGGUGAAUUCCAGAAAGGAGAAAGUCAACCGAUAGAGGGCGACAUUCUACAUCACAUUAUAGAAGCUGCCGUUUAUAAUGGAUCGCUGUUUGCAUACUCGACAAAAACUGAACGGGUCCGGAAUCAUCGUAGAAACGGCUACGAGUAUGCAAAGUUCCAAAACAUAACAAGGAUUGGGUGGACUUCCCAGUCACCUUCAAUCCCAAUUUUUCACCCGGGAAGUUCAUUCGUGCGUGAGAUUCCAUCUGAAACACCCCAUGAUCGCUUCGCUUACACCGGUCCAAGUGCCGCUCCGAAGAUGGAUUUAACCGUAGAUGAAUCUGGACUGUGGCUGAUAUACAGUAAUGCACAGGAGAUGCUGGUUGUUAGUAAAGUGGAUGAAGAAACCUUGGAGUUUGAGCGUACAGUGGUGAGUUCCUACCCGAAGAAUCGCUUGGGUAACUGUUUCAUCAUCUGCAAGAAGGUAUACUGUCUGAACGGUGCCACGAGUUAUGACUCUAGGGUGGCUUUCUUCAUGGACUCUGAUAGUGGCUUCGAAGGAUUCGUCAAUGUCCCUUUCAUCAUCAAGUACGGGAGCCUAUCAUCCAUUGAGUAUAACCCACGUGACCAGCUGCUGUAUGGCUGGGACAACGGCCAUGCUGUGGUCUACAGUCUUACCUUCGAGUAAAGCCCAUUCGAGUAAAGCCCGUUCGAGUUCCACAGAGACACAGGCCAAGGUGUCAGACAUGUUGAAUACUCUUAAGUCCUAGGCUGGGUUUAUACAAGUUUAAGUUCUCAUUAGAUUAAUAUUAUCAUGCUCCGCUGCUUCGAAACAUGCUUGAAGACAAGUAGCCUACACAAUAGAGACCUUCAAAAUAAUGCUGUAUAAUUUCUGCGCUUAAGUUCUGCUAUGGCAACCAUUAAUAUUGAUCUUUGUCUUUGUGUUUUAAAUUUAAUUGGAUACUAAGAAGCCUUAGGUGGCAGCAGACUUACCAGGUAAAUUGUCAUUUAUUACGUAGUUCUGAGCGUGCGCACAUUACUGAGACAACGGAUUUACCCAAAGUCUGCUGCCACCUAUCGACCCAAAAGACCUCAAUUGUAGUGAAGAUUGUUACCUACAACAACAAAAACGAAAAUGCUAUUCAUGUUUAGUUAAAACUCACAAGGGGACAUAAUUAGGAAGUCGCUUCUGCUUAGAAUCAUACUGCAGCUUUCGAUAGUUUUGAGAAACAUUACACUUUGAAGCAAUGUGGUUGUUUUGUUAUCCAGAAUUUGAAUCUGAUAGACAGUUCAUUAUGUGAUGUUGUAUUCCAGUUACGGCUUUGUCUUCCUGUGUGGACAUAAUCGAUCCAGAUUUCUCUGGCAAUAUCUCAAAAAUCGACAACCUCUCUUGAAAUGUAAAUGUUCACAUGUUUUGAAAAAUAUUGUUUUGGUAAUUCCAUUCGCCGCCAGAAGAAAGGCAUGGAAGGCUCUUCGCCUUCCUAACAGGCAAACAAAGCAUCCUGUGAAGUUUGGACGGAUUCAAUAAAAUGGCUUCUGGAAAUAUAUUAGUAUUGGAAUCACAAUGUUGUUGCUAGAUAUAUCCCCCAAAAAUGUCCAAACUCCAUUUAUAGACUAAUACCAUCCGAUGACUCAUGAAUGACGUAACAGAUGAAUGGAACAAAUUACGUUGAUAACAAACCAAGUUGCCAGAACAGCCGAUUUUCACCUCGUUUCAAGAGCAAUAAUAAUUAUAUGCAAGAUGACACAUCCAAACGGAGAACAUAAUACUAAAUACAAGAUGUGUGUCAGAAAGUUUUAUUCAUCUAGACAUACCUACAACUACUACAUACGAAUGGUUACAAUCACCAACAUUUUCUUAAGCCGUAUUAAAACAUCACUAUGUAAGACAUGGUUACGUGAAAAUCGUUGCUUUUAGGUUUUUGUGGGUUUGGUUUGGUUUUGUUACAGAUGAUUGCGAACGCAGGGUGGCGCACUACAUUCUUGACUAAUUAAUAACUUUAAAAACUUGUUCAAUAUUGCAGUGUAAUUGUUUGCUAUUAUUGCCGAUUUUGUGUUAUAUAAAUUCACAAUUUUUAUCUAAAGGACUUAUAUAACUUGCAUGAUUACUUCAAGCUUAAAACUAUACUAUUGUUUAGUACCGAUGUGUACCACAGUUAAUGGCCAUUUUUUGAAACUCAAUAUAUCAAAAACUCGAUCUUUUGAAACGAAAUGUUCUAAUGUUUGUGUGUCUUUAUACAUCUACAUUUAUAUGGGAUUUAAACAAUCAAACGGUUCCGA